Messenger RNA from Fusarium pseudograminearum CS3096, 2469 nucleotides. RefSeq lists its product as uncharacterized. Gene Ontology annotation, biological process: intra-Golgi vesicle-mediated transport. Gene Ontology annotation, cellular component: COG complex; Golgi apparatus. NCBI's taxonomy places the organism in Eukaryota, Fungi, Ascomycota, Sordariomycetes, Hypocreales, Nectriaceae. The transcript has a single exon. Bases 1 to 2469 code for a protein of 822 amino acids. The record is from RefSeq and is a predicted model, not a curated record.
AUGGCCGACGUCGACACUUCCAAGCUCACCUCGUCCGCCCAGAUCUUCUCGCCAAAUAAUACCCUCCCUCAGAUCCGCGCUAUACACAAGAGCCUCCAUGUCGCAAUCGACGAGAAAUCGACCCGCCUGCGCACACAGGUCGGAAGCUCCUACCGUGAUCUUCUCGGCACGGCGGAUACCAUUGUGCACAUGCGCGAUGAUAACGAUGUCGUCCAGGAGCUUCUAGGCAAGAUGGGCGGCCGAUGUGGAAGAGCUGUGAUCGGGGCCAAAGCUACAGGUCUCUCCAAUUUUGUCGCAAAGGAGAAUAGGUCUGCAGCAUCUAUCGCCGCGCGGCUGAGACUUCUCGACGCCUGUGUGCUAGUUGUAGGACGAAUACUGAAGGGUGGCGGUGGAUUGGGUGAUAGCGUCAAGAAGGGAGACAGGCUGGUACUCUCUACCAAGGUUCUUGUUCUAAGUCGACUUUUGAUAAAGAGCCUGCUAGACGAUGCCACCGACCCAAGCAGUCGUCGAGCAACCGAAACUGCCCGAACAUCCGUCAACAAACUACGACGAAGACUGCUCAGGAACGUGGAGAAGGUUUUUGAGAGGGCAGGCGAUGAGACGGAAAGAGAUGAUGUUCAGAAAGCUUUAUGUGCUUACAGCUUGGCUACUAGCUCUGGGGCAAGAGACGUCUUACGGCAUUUCCUGCAUGUGAGAGGAGAGGCCAUGAGUUUUGCUUUUGAGGUGGAAGAAAACAAUCGCAAAACCAACGCGGAGGAUGUCGUCAAGAGCCUCAGGCUAUACUCAAGAACUCUUCUUGAUGUACAGGCUUUAGUACCAGGUCGUUUAUCAUUGGCUUUAUCUGGAUUGAAGAGCCAUCCCCUGCUCGCUGACCCAAGUCUCAAGCAGCUUGAAGGACUACGACUGGACGUUUACGAGCGUUGGUGCGAUGAAGAGAUCCAGUAUUUCACGCCAUUUGUUAGACAUGACGAUCUUGAUGGAAGCCAAGCUCGUCAGAUGCUGUCGGCAUGGUCUGAGAAAGGAUCCGAGGUUCUACUGGUCGGACUUAGGAAGGCUCUGGGUACAAUGUCGGAGUUCAAGUUGAUCAUGGAACUGCGAACAAGCGUUUUGGAGCUUUGGAUCCGAGAUGGUGGAAAGGCCAAGGGCAUUGACCCAUCAGAAAUGCAAGAUUCCCUCCGCGAAGCCAUCAACUCACGCAUGUUGGAGGUUCUGGACACGAAGGUCAGCAAGCUUCGCCUAGUCGGUUCCGAGGUAUCUGCAGCUCUCGGACGAUGGAAGGAUGGCAUUACUGAUGAGCAUGUGAGCAUCUGGGACGAAGACGGAUACGAUGAAGCUCUUACUAGUGGCGCUGCGCCAUUCGUGCAAGAAGUUGUGUCCCGUCUCUACGGCCGCAACGAUACUGUUUCCAAGGCAGCGCAUUGUUACAAGUCAUGGUAUCAUGUGAUUGAUGAUGUCAAAGAGGUGGUCGAGCAACUCAGACGACAACGCUGGGACAACGAUUACGACGAGAUUGAAGAUGAAGACACAAUUGAGGCUAGGCAGAAGCUUCUGAGCAAAGAUGAUCCGCAGAUGCUACAGGAGAGGCUUGAUACCACACUCGACAAGUCUUUCAAGGAACUGGAAGAUCAUAUUCAAGGUUUGUGGAACGAACGGGCUGGGUCGUCACGGAAUGGCAAGGUGGCGAUGUACUUCCUCCGCGUCAUGCGAGACAUCCGGCAGCAGCUAUCAGAGCGCUCAUCUAUAAAGACGUUUGGCCUCAAUAUCGUCCCUUCACUCCAUCAGAAUGUAGCAAUCGCUGUUUCUGAGCCUGCGCUAGAUGAAUUUACUACUCAGGGAAUCACGGUUGUGGUGGGUAGACCACUUUGGGAUGGGGAGCCAGCACUACCAAACCAACCCUCACCCGAGAUUUUCCAGUUCUUGCGAUCACUCUCAAUGUCAAUGUCGGAUCAGGGACUCGAUCUGUGGACGAAAUCGGCCGUUUUUGUAAUGAAGAAGCAUUUGACUCAACAGCUCUGCGAAUUGUGGGACAAAUCAAUAGCAGAAAUUUCGGCUGAGGAAACAAAUACCUCCAAGAAGAAAGAUGCCGACGAUAGCAAGCCGAAGAAGGCAGAUACAGGCGCAGAGAAGAAGGAUGAUGACGACACAGAAGAUGAGGGAAAUGAGGAUAUCAAAAAGAAGGACACCAAUACCGAGACGUCGACGGAGACCGAAGAACAAGGCAACGAGACGAAUUCCGCAUUGACCUCUGAGCAAAAGGCAGAUCUUUUUACGCAGUGGCUUUUCGAUGUCUCUCUUUUGCGACAUUGCAUCGGCAACACGGAGGAGGCAUCGAGCAGUCUAUUCCAAAAACUCGAGGAUAAGUUUUACCAGCACUCUAAGUUGGUUGAUGUAGCAGCAAGGCAAAGAAUCUCCAAGUCGGCCAACGAGUUCUGGCAGCGAACAAGCUUAUUGUUUGGCUUGUUGGCAUAG